This is a messenger RNA of Xenopus laevis (African clawed frog), 3261 nucleotides long. RefSeq lists its product as uncharacterized. Lineage: Eukaryota; Metazoa; Chordata; Amphibia; Anura; Pipidae. The transcript is spliced from 2 exons. Bases 1 to 3168 code for a protein of 1055 amino acids. The record is from RefSeq and is a predicted model, not a curated record.
AUGAUACUGGACCAGUUCCUGUGUAUCUGUCCAGUGGAAGUCCAGCAGUUUGUCCUUGACCGUGAGCCCAAAACUGCUGAUCAGGCAGCACAAAUUGCAGAUGCAUAUACUGCAAACCGGAUGCCAGUAUCCAGGAAGCCUAUUCCAAACCCAGGGUCCCAUAGCUGGAAAGGAGGAAAGCCAGGAGGAAGCCCCUCCUUCCCUUCUUACAAACCGGGGGGAUCUGCAGCUGCUCCUGCAAGUAGCCCAGGGGUAAGGCCGGGACAGGUGGAUGCACGCCGCUGUUUUAUAUGUAAUAAGGUGGGCCACCUUAGUCAUGUCUGCCCUGACAAAAGGAAACCUACACCACCUGGAAAACCCCCUGGCCCAUCUCCUUCUGUUUUGUUUGUUGCUGGGACAGAGGGGAGCCACAAGGACAAUCUGCAGCCGGUUACCGUGGGCACUCAGGUAACUGUGGGACUCAGAGACACAGGAGCAGAGGUGACUUUAGUGCGCCCAGAGCUAGUAAACUGUGAGGAUAUUAUUCCCGGGAAGACCAUGGCUGUCACAGGAUUUGGGGGAGUCCAUCCUGCAGUGCCCAUGGCACGGGUUUACCUGGAUUGGGGAGCAGGGAGGGGGUUGCGGGAGGUAGGGGUGUCAGAAACCAUCCCUACUAAUGUGUUACUGGGUACUGACUUGGGCAGGUUGGUGUCACAGUAUGUGCCCGCAGGGGACCCUCUGGAGCCAGCAGAGCCCUACGUGAAUCCUGCUCAUCUACAGGUAUCUGAUAAUGAUGUUGAUUGUGAUGGGGGCUGGGAGGGAAAUCAGGAUGUGUUUGCAUGCAAUUCUGUAUUAGAGCCAGCUGAAUCCCCAUGCAUAGACCUGGGGGGAGGGGAAGUGUAUGUCCCAUCUCUAUCUCGGGGGGAGAACAAUUUCACAGGGAGUGUAGGGGGAUUCCCAGUAGCAAGCCACUGUGAUGUGGGAGGGGGGAACCUCCCUUGUGUUGCAGCAGUAACCCGGCAGCAGUCUGUAAGGGCAAGCCAGUAUCAGACUGGGGGUACAGGGCUGGAGGGUCUGUCACUGAGUGGGGAGGAGGGCCCCUCUGAAGGAAGUCCCCUGCCUGUAGCGUUGCUGUGUCCUGACCCAGAGGACAGGGGGGUUCCAGCUUCUGGGGCCCUGCUCACACUCACACCAGAUCCCAGGUUUGAGGCAAGCGGUCGGGAAUUUGAGGCAGCCCUCCUGACCGAUGCCAGCCUCGAAAAGAUGAGAGGCCUUGCAGCCCAACCCCCUGCUGAGACUGAUAAAGAAAGAAUAUACUGGCAUGAAAAUAGGUUGUACAGGGAAUCCAUGCCUACAACUACACCAGAGAAGUGGGUAAGUGACAGGCAACUAGUGGUGCCUUUGCAAUUUAGGGAACAGCUUCUAAGAAUAGCUCAUGAAAUCCCCCUAGCUGGGCAUUUAGGGGUACAGAAAACCAAGGCCCGUUUAGUACAUAAUUUCUAUUGGCCUAACAUGGGUACAGACAUUGCCAAUUACUGUCGUUCGUGCCACACUUGUCAGCGAGUGGGGAAAAAUGGAGAUAUGGGAAGGGCCCCAUUAGUUCCGUUACCAGUUAUUGAUGAACCCUUCCAAAGGGUAGCUGUGGAUCUCAUAGGGCCCUUAGCUAUACCCAGCAGUUCAGGGAAACGGUUUAUUCUCACUGUGGUAGACUAUGCUACCCGGUACCCAGAAGCAGUAGCCCUAUCCUCCAUCCGGGCAGACAAGGUUGCUGAUGCCCUCUUAAGCAUAUUUUCAAGAGUGGGGUUUCCCAAAGAAAUGCUCACUGAUCAGGGGACUCAAUUCAUGUCUAACCUGAUGCAGUGCCUGUGUAAGAAAAUACAGGUGAACCACCUAAUUGCCAGCCCAUACCACCCCCAGACUAACGGCCUGUGUGAACGUUUUAAUGGCACCCUAAAGCAUAUGCUAAAGACCUUUGUAGAAUCCCAAGGGAAGGACUGGGAGCGUUAUCUCCCACACCUCCUAUUUGCCUACAGAGAGGUACCACAGGCAUCUACUGGCUUUUCCCCAUUUGAACUGUUAUAUGGGCGGAGGGUACGUGGCCCCUUAGAUCUGGUAAGGGAGGCAUGGGAAGGCAAGCUAGAUACUCCUGAGGUGUCAGUAGUUGAAUAUGUAAUAAGAUUCCGGGAAAAGAUGGAGGCAUUGACGGGAUUGGCACAUAACAAUGUAACCCAGGCACAGGCCUACCAGAAACAAUGGUAUGAUCGCCAUGCCAGAGAAAGGGUUUAUGAAGCAGGACAGAAGGUGUGGGUCCUGGUGCCAAUGCGUCAGAAUAAGCUACAGGCUGCCUGGGAAGGCCCAUACACUAUUCUGGAACGGGCUAAUGAUGUGAAUUACGUAAUUGCCCUAGAUGAAGAUGGGAAAAGAAAAAAGGUCUAUCAUGUAAACAUGAUCAAGGCCAAUUAUGAGCGGGAGGUCUCUGUAAUGCCAGUUUGUGGUAUGGCUGAGGAAUCAGGUUCUGAUCCUUUACUAGAUUUAGUUGCGAUGGCCCAGGGAACAGAGGGCAUAGGAGGGUCACAGGUCAGCAGCAUGCUCACCGUUAACCAAAGAACUCAGGUGAUGGGGUUACUUAACUCUUAUGUUAGUACGUUCUCCGGAAAGCCUGGCAGAACCUCACUAGCCAUACACCAUGUAGACACCGGGGAUAAUCGCCCUAUCAGGCAGAUGGCCUACCGGGUAUCCCUGGAAGUAAAGGCGAACCUGCAGCGGGAAAUAGAGGAGAUGAUAGGGCUUGGUGUAAUUGUGCCAUCCCACAGCCCAUGGGCUUCCCCUGUAGUUCUAGUUCCAAAGAAGGAUGGUACUACUAGGUUUUGUGUGGACUACAGGAAACUGUUACCCAGGGAAGUGGCCUAUGCCACUGUAGAGAAGGAAUGUUUAGCUGUAGUUUGGGCCUUGCAGAAAUUACAACCCUAUCUCUAUGGGCGCAAUUUCACGGUUAUCACAGACCACAAUCCACUAAGCUGGUUAAACAAAGUAGCUGGGGAUAAUGGGAAACUCCUCAGAUGGAGUUUAAUCCUUCAGCAAUAUGACUUCACUAUACAGCACAAAAAGGGCAGUGAGCAUGGGAAUGCAGAUGGUCUUUCCAGACAGGGAGACUGUGCUGAGCUAGUGGGCACAGGGGAAGGCCGAUAGGCCAUCCUCUGUACCCAUUCCUGAGGGGGGAGGUGUCAUGCCAGGGCCACCUUGCACUGGCAUUUUAAAAGUUAAUACUUUAAUUACUCAGUC